UAAUUAUACUAGACUGAUGAACAAGCUAUCAUCUUUAAACAUUUCUUAUUCCCUUUCCGCUGUCAAGUGUACGUCUUGUUAGAAUGAAGGUUGUCGUCCAUCCAGUGAUAUUUUUCAUCGCGAGAAAUAUACCUACCUUGAAGCGUAACAGGAGAGAAGAGGAGAGAGCGUGCAUAUAACUCGUGCCAUUGUGCGCAUGUGCGAGGUUUGCCCCGCUAUCUCGCUUUUCUUUCGAGACAUCUAUCUUCCGAUGCUCCGGGCCGAAGAUGUCGGUUGGUUGACAGUUUGGUUGACAGCACGUGUUAUUUUGUUUUCGAUGCGACGCGAUGGCUACGCAACGUGCGCUUCCUCAGAGUAAAGAGGCGUUAUUGAAGUCGUACAUGACGAGAUUGAAGGACGAUGUGAAGUCGAUGCUGGAUAAUUUCGAAGAGAUAAUUAAACUUGCAAAAGGUGAAAAUGAUUCUCAAUUAUCUCGAAUGACGCAAUGUGAACAGGACACAUAUGAAAUGCAUGUCAGAGCAGCCAAUAUUGUGCGUGCCGGCGAAUCAUUAAUGAAAUUAGUCUCUGACAUAAAGCAAUAUUUAAUAUUAAAUGAUUUUCCCUCUGUAAAUGAAGCUAUAAUACAAAAUGGUAAAUUAUUCAGGACUAAACAAGUAGAAUGUGAUCAAAAAUUGGCCUCCUUGAGGGAUGACAUGGCUACGGAUUUAUAUGAUCUGGAAGAAGAAUAUUAUACUUCGAUAUACAAAUAAUACUAAUUUAAAUUUAGCAUUAGUUUGACAUUAGUUUAAGUUUAAUUUAAAUCCUAGUCCUGUAAUAUAUGUGAGUUUCUUUUUUAAUCCCGAUCAUAAACUGAUUCAUCUUGUACAUUGUUCAUUUAUUUAUAAAUAAAUAGGAUUAAUUUUUAUAACG
Pogonomyrmex barbatus (red harvester ant) is the source of this 909-nucleotide messenger RNA. RefSeq names its product Mediator complex subunit 22. The record is from RefSeq and is a predicted model, not a curated record. NCBI's taxonomy places the organism in Eukaryota, Metazoa, Arthropoda, Insecta, Hymenoptera, Formicidae. Gene Ontology annotation, biological process: regulation of transcription by RNA polymerase II. Gene Ontology annotation, cellular component: mediator complex. Gene Ontology annotation, molecular function: transcription coregulator activity.